Molecule: messenger RNA, 3186 nt
Organism: Cyclocybe aegerita
Lineage: Eukaryota; Fungi; Basidiomycota; Agaricomycetes; Agaricales; Hemipholiotaceae
Source: the annotation of a GenBank genome assembly
AUGGAUGGCGGUUCAUCCUCAACAGCAAGCGCACAAGGCCGCCAAAAGCGUGUCUUGCCCACGCGAUCUCGACGAGGAGGUCCUGGGGUGGGCCACUGCGAGGUCGAUACCUUGAUUCUGGACACCCAUAAGCGCAAAUUUGAAAUCCAACCAUUGAUCCCAGAAAACACGAACUUCUUCCUUACAACCAACCCAGCCUUUGCCGCCGACACCGACUCGACAAAUGAUUCAGAGACCGGUAUUCGAAUAAACAUAGUUCCUAAUGAACGGUACUUCGAGCGUCCUGAAGUUCUCAAAGCAUACCGGGAGCAAGCAACUAUCCAAACCCCCGAAUUCGAGAGCAUUGGAGAAUCUUCAACCGUCGGUGGUCGCUUUAGACCUCGGGGCAUGGAAGACGAAAGUGCUGAAACCUCGGAUGCAGCUUAUGAGAAACGACAUAGGAAGUUCGAAACUUUCGAAAAACGGCAACGCCUUCGCGAAAAGGAAAAACUCAAGCACGAGCAUUACAAACUGAAGGAGAGGAUCGAACAAUUGCGUGGCAUGGAUGGGUCAGCUUUCAUGAGUCUUCCAGCAACUUACUUCACCCCCCCGUCUCCGACAACAGCUAGUGAUGCCGAAGAACUAGCGGAGAGCAGUCUGUACACAAUGAACGGGGGAAUACCCAACGUAGAAGGAGAAAGACGGAGAAAGGAAAUGCUGGAUAUGGCUAUCAAGCUCGAAAAGCGGUACCAAUACCUUCUUCCCCCCGACAGAGUUCGCAAGCCUCAAGAACCAACAGGCUUCAGGAAGGAUACGGAGAGUCGAGACGGAGAGGAAUCCGAUACGGACAGGAUAUCUAAUGCUGAGGCGGCCAGGAAGGAUACUGCAAGUCUCAAGCUUCGCAUCGCUGUGCGAUCCAGCGCCUCGAGCACACCAGCGCCUUCUCCUGCUGCAGCAAAGCUCACUGUACCCAAGAAACCAAGAGGUGCCGCCAGCACACCGAAACAACCGCCAGUUGCCCGUGCCACACAAAACAACAUCUCAACUCCGCCAGCUCCUCUUCAUCUAAGCGAGCAAAGUCCUCUCACCUCGAGUCCCUUUGUUGACGUCGAAAUGGAAACACCUGAACCCAGUCGUCAGGCGACUCCUCCUGUGCCCGAGUCACAACAAGAGGAAACAAUGCCUGUCGCCCCAGCCCCAGUUUACCGUGAAAUCUCGUCAAAUAUCACCACCUCGCAGGCACCUCUACCUCAACAAAAUGGAAGCUCCCAAAAUGAAGAAUCGCCGAUCGCGUCUGCCACCAGCCAAGUGGCUGGCAAACCAGUGUCGAAACCCGGGGCUGAUAAGCAACUUCUACCUAAGAAGAGCAUUGAUGUACAAAUGGCGGAUGACGGCGAGUCCGAAAAGGUUGAUUCGGAGGGCGAACAAGAGGAACCAGGACCGGAGGUCCCUGAAACGGCACCCGAGCCUGGGGAAGGUGCUGCAAACACUUCAAUACCCACAGAAGGAGAGCAAGGUGACGAUUCUAUGGAUAUCGAUGUGGAAACACAGGAAGACGAGGCUCAGAACGAGGAGGAAGUCUCGUCCGAAGUUCGCGAGCUUUCGACUAGGAUGGAGCAAACAACCGUAGCAGAGCCGCCGGCUGAAGAAAUUGCUGUUACACAGCAGCCUGAGGCCGGAGAAGAAGGGGUGCCAUUAACUGCCCCAGUUCCUACUGAACACCUCGAAUCCAUUUCAACGCGUCCUGUCAAGAGGAGAAGGAAAAACGCGAAGGUGCAGGAGCCCUCUCCAUCUAGGACCCCAUCACCUCAGCCAGAAGAGGCCUCUUCAAGCCGUGUCGGGCGCAAGAAGGCACCCAGAGGUUCAGUUACCUUCAUAAACAGUGCUGGCGUAAAGGAGAAUACGACAUCCGUCAUGCUACGUGCUGCUCUUCGAAGUGGAGGGCGAGCCCAACGUGGUACAAACUCUUUCGGUAUUGCAACCCCCGCAUUCCCAGAAAUCGAGUUUGAAUUACCGGAAGAGCUCCUUUAUGGUGUUUACGAACGCCGUAAUAGGGAGUCGCAGGCGACAGCAGCUGGCGACGCUGGAGGGAGUGGCGAUGCAGAUGCUUCUGGCCCUACCGACGGAGAAGUGGCACCUGGUGUAGGAGAUGUUAACGGCCAUACACCUGACGAAGAGGUACAUGCUCCUGAACCGGUGACUGUGCCCAGCCCUGGCAAAGAAGCUACACCGGCUCCUGGAGUGAUGCCCACUGAAGCAAAGGAGACUUCGUUGAGUCCUCCCCCUGAGGAAGUGCCAACAAGCGCUAUUCGUGACGCUCCGCCUAGUCCUGGACGAGAGGGCUUAUCUCCUCGUGGACCAGAAGUUGUACCUGUCAUCCCAAGCGAACCAGAACCUGCGCCGAUUGGGGAACCAGCCCCGGCACCAGCCCCAGCCCCAGCCCCAGAGGCACCAUCCGUGGAUGCUUCUGUACUCAGCGGACGUGGAAGGGGUGGAAGGGGCCGCGUUCGUGGACGUGGACGUGGACGUGGUAGAGGUAGAGGAGCCCGAACUAUGCAUAGCAGCCCCCCUCCUGAACGAUCGUCUAGUCCGGAGGACAACGCAGGGCCCACGCAUCAAGAGGACCUCGCCAACGCCAUCAAUGCAGCGAUACAACAAAACGGAGGUAUCUCUGAGCCGGACACGCCGCCCAAACCAGUUGUGAAGCCACGCCGGAGAGGACGUCCGCCGAAGAACAAACCGGUCGAGGUUCCUCCGCAAGAGCCUGUUCCAGCACCUAUGGAUGUUGAGCCUCCGCGGGCAGAGACCACGGAACAGGCGCCAGAGCAGAUACACGUCGAGAAGGGCGUCGAAAAGAGUGUCGAGCAUGGUGGCGAGCAUGGUGGCGAGAAUGGUGUUGUGAAGGACAUCUCUGUUCAGCAGGAGCCAGCGGAGCCCGUCCCAGAGGAGGUAGCGACUGUCGAACCUGCUGAGCCACCUGCUCCGACCGAAGCUAUCAAGUCUCCCGCCGCAGCGGUGCAGACCGUGGAAGAGCAGCCUCAGCCAGCUGUGGAUGAUGAUGAUGAUGAUGCAGUGUCAAUGGAAAUGGAGUCUCCAGAGCCCGACCCCGAACUCGACAUCACGCCCGUUGAGGAGAUCGAAACGGGUGUACGUCCAAGAGAGUUAUCAAGACAUACGGAUGACCUCGAGGAGCAACUCGAAUGGUGA